This is a messenger RNA of Mustela lutreola (European mink), 3123 nucleotides long. RefSeq names its product zinc finger BED-type containing 5 (gene ZBED5). Gene Ontology annotation, molecular function: DNA binding. Lineage: Eukaryota; Metazoa; Chordata; Mammalia; Carnivora; Mustelidae. The transcript is spliced from 3 exons. Bases 966 to 3050 code for a protein of 694 amino acids. The record is from RefSeq and is a predicted model, not a curated record.
AGGCCCCCUCCCGGAGGGUGCCAAGCGACCCGCCGUAGGACACAGCGGAGACGCCGCUAUCCCUACACAGUCCUACACGGCAGCCCCGAUUGCAUCCGGGGUCACCCGGGAGCUCCGGCGCGAGGCUCAGCUCGCCUGAGAGCCCCCUCCACAGGAGCGUAGGGAGGGACGGGGAAAGAAGGCGUCUCCAGCCCCACUCCAGAAGGAAAACCAGGGAGAAAGGGGGCGGCUGCGAAACCUGAGCCUAGGGUGCGGCUCGGAAAACAAAGAGGUCGUGAAAGCAGCCGCAGUCGCGGUUCCGCGCGCUCCUAGGGGUAACUGCGAAUCACACAAAUCGCCGCCGCUCGGGCAGAACGCCAGUGCUACAAGCAUGCAGAUUCCUGGAGGCCAGUCCAGCCUCAUGGGACAACUAACUCUGUCUGGCAGUACCCGGGAACCUGCAUUCUAAACAAGCAACCGGGCUACAAGGAACCCAGGGAAGUUUGAAAACAAUCGCUUCACGUCCUGCACCAGCGGAGACACCCGGCUCGCCCGAACCCAGCACCACCGCGGCCGCCGGGGCGCGCAUCAACCGAGCUUGGUCCUUUCCUUUGGUCCCGCCCCACUGCUCCGCGUGGAUUGGUGGCGGAGAGCAGCUCUGGAGCUGAUUGGGCGGUAGAGGAGUCGCUCGUGGAGACCGCUUUUGGUUACUCCCUUUCCACCCCAUCCCUUAAUUUUAUUCUUUUGAAGAGUCUGCAUGUCAAGCUGCCAAGGUGGAGAGUGUGAUUGCAGAAGGGAGUACUUCUCAUUUCAGCUUUAUUUUUAUGUGAUAAUCUACGUUUAAGAAAAGGUGUGCCAUACCUGAGAGCACCAGGAAGUCGCAUGAGAAAUCACCUGAUACACGAACGUGUGAUGUUCCAUCUGCGCAUUGAUGCAUAGGCAGCAUUUACAAAUUAACUGAUGUGUUGCUCUGUAUCAUCUCUUUGAUGAUUGCUCAUCUUCUGUGUAUCCUGUUGUAUAAUUUCAACACAUUUGUGAUACUCAAUGUUUAUUCUAAAUUAACCAUGUUUUGUACCACAAACACAUUGCCUAUGGAUCUGUUGUUGAAACAAGGAAGUCUUAAACAAGAAGUAGAAUCUUUUUGUUACCAAAUUGUGUCUGAAUCAAAUGAUCAAAAGGUUGGAAUAUUACAAAGCGAGGAUGAACAGUUGCAGCCUUCAGUUUCUAAAAAAUCAGAAGGUGAGCUUUCCAGGGUCAAAUUUAUGUCCAAUUCCAACAAAAUAACAACAUUUAGUAAGAAACCAAAAAGAAGAAAAUAUGAUGAAAGUUACUUGUCUUUUGGAUUUACUUACUUUGGAAAUAGAGAUGCACCUCAUGCUCAGUGUGUGUUAUGUAAGAAAAUUUUAUCAAAUAGUUCUUUGGCCCCUAGUAAACUUCGAAGACAUUUGGAAACUAAACAUGCUGCCUACAAAGACAAAGACAUAAGCUUUUUCAAGCAACAUCUUGAUUCACCUGAAAAUAACAAACCUCCAACACCUAAAAUUGUCAAUACAGAUAAUGAAAGUGCUACAGAGGCAUCAUACAAUGUAAGUUACCAUAUAGCCCUGAGUGGAGAGGCUCAUACUAUUGGAGAAUUGCUUAUCAAGCCUUGUGCAAAAGAUGUUGUGAUGCGAAUGUUUGAUGAACAAUACAGUAAAAAAAUAGAUGCAGUACAACUAUCAAAUAGUACUGUUGCACGUCGAAUUAAGGAUCUUGCUGCUGACAUUGAAGAAGAGCUUGUUUGUAGACUGAAAAUUUGUGAUGGGUUUUCACUGCAGCUAGAUGAAUCAGCUGAUGUGUCAGGACUGGCUGUGCUGCUUGUGUUUGUUCGUUACAGGUUUAAUAAAUCUAUUGAGGAAGACCUACUCUUAUGUGAAUCUUUGCAAAGUAAUGCUACUGGUGAAGAAAUUUUCAACUGCAUCAACAGUUUUAUGCAGAAACAUGAAAUUGAAUGGGAAAAAUGUGUUGAUGUUUGUAGCGAUGCUUCUAGGGCAAUGGACGGGAAAAUUGCUGAGGCUGUCACCUUGAUAAAAUAUGUGGCUCCCGAAAGCACCAGUAGUCACUGCCUAUUAUAUAGACAUGCACUAGCGGUUAAAAUAAUGCCUGCAUCUCUGAAAAAUGUGCUAGAUCAGGCAGUACAAAUCAUCAAUUACAUUAAAGCUCGACCACAUCAAUCCAGGCUACUAAAAAUUUUAUGUGAGGAAAUGGGUGCCCAGCACACAGCACUUCUUCUGAAUACAGAGGUGAGGUGGCUUUCCCGAGGUAAAGUUCUCGUAAGACUUUUUGAGCUUCGUCGUGAAUUGUUGGUUUUCAUGGAUUCUGCUUUUCGACUAUCUGAUUGUUUAACAAAUUCAUCUUGGCUGCUAAGACUUGCAUAUCUUGCAGAUAUUUUUACUAAAUUAAAUGAGGUUAAUCUAUCAAUGCAAGGAAAAAAUGUAACAGUUUUUACAGUUUUUGAUAAAAUGUCAUCAUUGUUAAGAAAAUUAGAGUUUUGGGCUUCAUCUGUAGAAGAAGAAAAUUUUGAUUGUUUUCCUACACUCAGUGACUUUUUGACUGAAAUUAAUUCUACAGUCGAUAAAGAUAUUUGUAGUGCCAUUGUGCAGCACCUAAGGGGUUUGCGCUCUACUCUGUUAAAAUAUUUUCCUGUAACAAAUGACAAUAACACUUGGGUUAGAAAUCCAUUUACAGUAACUGUUAAGCCAGUCUCAUUAGUAGCACGGGACUAUGAGAGCCUGAUUGAUUUAACAUCUGAUUCUCAAGUGAAACAAAAUUUCAGUGAACUUUCACUAAAUGAUUUUUGGAGUAGCCUAAUUCAAGAGUACCCAAGCAUUGCGAGGCGUGCAGUUCGUGUACUUCUUCCUUUUGCUACAAUGCACCUGUGUGAAACGGGAUUUUCAUAUUAUGCCGCAACAAAAACGAAAUACAGGAAAAGACUUGAUGCUGCACCUCAUAUGCGGAUUCGACUUAGCAACAUUACACCUAAUAUUAAGCGGAUAUGUGAUAAAAAGACACAAAAACACUGUUCUCAUUAAAAUUAAGAGGGUUUUGCAUGUCUCUUGAUAACCAAAUAUAAGAUGAAAAUAAAAGAUGAUUUCAUCUCUGCUA